AUCCAUUACGCAUCCUUUUCCUUUUCCUUUUUUUUUUUACUCAUUCUUGUUGUAUAUUCGCCUGUACACUCUUAGUUUUACUUACAUCCAAGUCUCGUAUUUACCACUACAACUACUAUUAUAACUAUGGCUGACGGAAAGGGCAAAGCAAAGCUUGUCGAGAAUGCCUCGAUUUCUGCACCUAAUGUUGACCCUGAGCAUGACCCCGCCACCGCCAUUCUGAGAAAGAAGGCUGCUCCCAACAAGCUCAUUGUCGACGAUGCCACCAAUGACGACAACUCAGUUCUUGCUCUCUCGACUGCCACCAUGGAGAGGCUCCAGUUCUUCCGUGGAGAUAUGGUUCUCGUCAAAGGAAAGAAGCGUCGUGACACCGUUUUGAUUGUCUUGGCUGAUGAUAGUAUCGAAGACUCGAAAGUUCGUAUCAACAAGGUCGUCCGCAACAACUUGCGUGUUCGCCUUGGUGAUGUCGUUUCGCUUCACACCUGCACAGACAUCAAGUACGGCAAGCGCAUUCAUGUCCUCCCUGUGGAUGACACUGUCGAGGGCGUUACUGGCAAUUUGUUUGAGGUUUAUCUCAAGCCUUACUUCCUCGAAGCAUACAGACCUGUCCGCAAGGGCGAUCUAUUCCUUGUUCGUGGAGGUAUGAGAGCUGUCGAGUUCAAGGUCGUCGAGACUGAUCCUGCAGAAUACUGUAUUGUUGCGCAAGACACUGUGAUCCAUUGCGAGGGUGAGCCCAUCAAACGUGAGGAUGAGGAGUCCAAUCUGGCUGAUGUUGGUUAUGAUGAUAUCGGAGGAUGCAGAAAGCAGAUGGCUCAGAUCCGUGAAUUGGUCGAGCUUCCUCUUCGUCACCCUCAGCUCUUCAAGUCGAUUGGUAUCAAGCCUCCACGUGGUAUUUUGAUGUUUGGGCCUCCAGGAACAGGAAAGACUUUGAUGGCCCGUGCUGUUGCCAAUGAAACUGGCGCCUUCUUCUUCCUCAUUAAUGGACCUGAAAUCAUGUCCAAGAUGGCCGGAGAGAGUGAGAGUAACCUGCGCAAGGCCUUUGAGGAAGCUGAAAAGAACAGUCCUGCCAUCAUUUUCAUCGAUGAGAUCGAUUCGAUCGCGCCCAAGCGUGAAAAGACAAACGGAGAGGUUGAGAGACGUGUUGUCUCACAGUUGUUGACUCUUAUGGAUGGACUGAAAGCUCGCUCCAAUAUUGUUGUCAUGGCUGCCACAAAUCGUCCCAACUCUAUUGACCCUGCCCUUCGUCGUUUCGGACGCUUUGAUCGCGAGAUUGAUAUUGGUAUCCCCGAUCCAACAGGCCGUCUCGAGAUCCUCCGCAUUCACACUAAAAAUAUGAAGUUGGACGACGAUGUUGAUUUGGAGCAGAUUGCUUCCGAAACUCACGGUUACGUCGGAUCUGAUGUUGCUAGCUUGUGUUCUGAAGCUGCCAUGCAGCAAAUUCGUGAAAAGAUGGAUCUCUUUGAUUUAGACGACGAAACUAUUGAUGCGGAGGUCCUCGAUUCAUUGGCAGUUACAAUGGAGAACUUCCGAUAUGCUUUGGGUAUCUCAAACCCAUCAGCGCUUCGCGAGACUGUCGUCGAGGUUCCUACUAUUACUUGGAACGACAUUGGUGGUUUGGAAAAGGUCAAGCAAGAGCUCCAGGAGACUGUUCAAUACCCUGUCGAGCAUCCCGAAAAGUUCCUCAAGUUCGGUAUGUCACCUUCACGUGGAGUCUUGUUCUAUGGUCCUCCUGGAUGCGGCAAGACCUUGUUGGCAAAGGCUAUUGCCAACGAGUGCCAAGCUAACUUUAUUUCGAUCAAAGGACCUGAAUUGCUCACCAUGUGGUUUGGAGAGUCUGAGGCCAACGUUCGUGAUGUAUUUGACAAGGCUCGUGCUGCUGCACCCUGUGUAAUGUUCUUUGACGAGCUGGACUCAAUUGCCAAGGCUCGUGGUGGCGGUGGUGGAGACGCAGGUGGUGCAGGGGACCGAGUUCUCAAUCAAAUUUUGACUGAGAUGGAUGGAAUGAACGCCAAGAAGAACGUGUUUGUGAUUGGUGCUACUAACAGACCUGAUCAGAUUGAUGGAGCAUUGUUGCGUCCUGGACGUUUGGAUCAACUGAUUUAUAUUCCUCUGCCUGAUGAAGCAUCGCGUCUUGCAGUGUUGAAGUCAACAUUGCGCAAGUCACCAGUUUCAACCGAGAUUGACCUCAGCUUCAUUGCAAAAUCAACGCACGGAUUCUCUGGUGCUGAUUUGACAGAGAUUUGCCAACGUGCUUGCAAGCUUGCUAUUCGUGAGAAUAUUGAAGCAGACAUGCGCAGGGAGCGUGAGCGUAAGGAACGUGGAGAGGAUGCAGCGAUGGAUGAGGAUGAAGACGAUCUUGUCCCUGAAAUCACGCGUGCCCACUUUGAGGAGGCGAUGAAGUUUGCACGUCGAUCAGUGCAGGAUAGUGACAUUCGUCGGUAUGAGAUGUUUGCACAGAACUUGCAGAACUCACGUGGAUUUGGGACGUUCAAGUUCCCAGAAGGAGGUGUCGGUGGAUCAGCACCUGCACAGUCCGAGUCGAACCAAGCAUUUGGUCAAGACAACACUGCAGACGAUGACCUUUAUUCUUAAAGGAAAGAAAGAGAGAAGACAGAGUCAAGGAGUUUGCUAUCAUGACACAUCAAAAAAUCAUCCAACCGCAACAAGCAAACAUCUUUUUUGUACAUUUACAAUAUCAGUCCAUUUUUCUUGAUGCUUUAGGAAUACAACAGUGUAAAUCGCUUUAUCAAUAAAAUUGAAUCAAUGCAAAUCAAA
Molecule: messenger RNA, 2775 nt
Organism: Lobosporangium transversale
Lineage: Eukaryota; Fungi; Mortierellomycota; Mortierellomycetes; Mortierellales; Mortierellaceae
Product: transitional endoplasmic reticulum ATPase
Exons: 4
Coding region: 127-2592 (821 amino acids)
Biological process (GO): retrograde protein transport, ER to cytosol; mitotic spindle disassembly; autophagosome maturation
Cellular component (GO): VCP-NPL4-UFD1 AAA ATPase complex; cytosol; nucleus
Molecular function (GO): polyubiquitin modification-dependent protein binding; ATP binding; ATP hydrolysis activity
Source: RefSeq, a predicted model, not a curated record